GUUAAGGGAUACCUGUGGCGGGGGUCUCAAUAUUCGUUGUGGAAGCAUUUAUUUUCUUUACCUGCUUAAAGCCUCUCUGCAUUUGUUGCUUCAGGCGCAAGGGAUCUACCGUGAAGUUGCUGUUCCCGGCGUGUUGUUCUCGAAACGGUGCGAAUAAUUCUACACCUAAUGUGUCGGGGUUUUAGCAUAUUUUGUCUUUGGUGUUGAGGAACAGCAUGGCAUCUGCAACUUUAUCAAUGUCUAAGGUCUCGGCCCCUGGGUUCUCUUCAUCCGUUUCUGAACCCCGUUUACCUGGGGCUGGAAUACAUCUGCGCUCUUCGGUGAUCAGGUUUCCUAGCAAAAUGUCUUCCAAGAUAUUUUGUGCCUUGAAAGCUGGCAUAUCCUCUGAAUCUGAGGCAAAUUUCUUUAGUAGUGAGACAAAUGCAGUACUUAGGUCCUCUAUAAAUGCUCCAAAGUCAGCAGAGAAGAGACAAAUUAGUGUAAAGGCUGGUCAGUCUUCAUCUUCAGCUGAAGGCUUCAAAGUUGCCAUUCUUGGUGCUGCAGGAGGGAUUGGGCAACCUCUCUCGUUAUUGAUUAAAAUGUUUCCUUUGGUCUCUGUUUUGAAUCUUUAUGAUAUUGCAAAUGUGAAGGGAGUUGCUGCAGAUUUGAGCCACUGCAACAGUCCUGCACAGGUUCAAGAUUUUACCGGACCUACUGAAUUGGCAAAUUCUUUAAAGGGUGUAGAUGUGGUAGUGAUUCCUGCAGGAGUUCCUCGAAAACCUGGAAUGACCCGAGAUGACCUUUUCAACAUCAAUGCAGGUAUUGUCAAGACCUUGAUAGAAGCUGUUGCAGAUAACUGCCCCAAUGCCUUUAUUCAUAUAAUCAGUAACCCUGUGAAUUCAACUGUGCCCAUUGCGGCUGAGGUACUCAAGCAGAAAGGUGUCUAUAAUCCGAAAAAGUUGUUUGGUGUAACUACCUUGGAUGUUGUUAGAGCAAACACUUUUGUUGCUCAGAAGAAGAAUCUGAAACUUGCUAGUGUGGAUGUUCCGGUUGUUGGUGGUCAUGCAGGAAUUACUAUUCUUCCAUUGUUGUCCAAAACCAAGCCUUAUGUAACAUUCACUCAAGAAGAGGUUGAACCACUAACAGUUAGAAUUCAAAAUGCUGGAACUGAGGUUGUGGAAGCAAAAGCUGGUGCUGGAUCUGCAACUCUGUCCAUGGCUUAUGCUGCUGCUAGAUUCGUCGAAUCUUCUCUCCGUGCCCUUGAUGGUGAUCAAGAUGUCUACGAGUGCUCUUAUGUUCAAUCCGAAUUAACAGAAUUGCCUUUCUUUGCAUCAAAGAUUAAACUUGGAAAGGAAGGUGUUGAAGCAGUGUUGCCAGAUAUUCUUGAGGGCCUGACUGAAUAUGAACAGAAAGCUCUAGAAGCACUUAAGCCGGAGUUAAAGGGAAGCAUUGAGAAGGGGGUUGCUUUUGCAAAUAAGCAAGCACCAGCUGGCGCUGCAGUUUGAAUGCAGUCCUUUUAAUCUAUCACAGUUAGAGGAAAUAAAGAUGAACGUCACAUGCUACAGCUUCAUCAGCCCAUCUCAUUUUUGCAGUCUAGGCAGACUUUGCAUUUUGGUCAUUCUAAUGUUUUGUAUCUUUUGAUUUAAGAGCGCCAACUUUUUUAUGCAGGCAUGUUGGUUUACAACUAUUUGCUUUCUGAUUUUCUUACAAGUCUCUAAUAAGAUCUUUUGAUUAAGCUGACAUUCAUAUUUACGAGUAUGCACAGUUGCAUGCCUCUGUUGUGGCACAUAAUAUAGUGUUUUUGUUUGGUGUUUCUUUUCUUUUCUUUCUGGUAUAUUACUUAAUUGCAGCAAUGUGCUGGACAUGUAACAGAUUAUAUGUCAUUGUUAAUGAGAUGUAAAGGACUUCUCGUUA
This is a messenger RNA of Cryptomeria japonica (Japanese cedar), 1893 nucleotides long. RefSeq names its product malate dehydrogenase, chloroplastic. The record is from RefSeq and is a predicted model, not a curated record. The transcript is spliced from 3 exons. Bases 216 to 1484 code for a protein of 422 amino acids. Lineage: Eukaryota; Viridiplantae; Streptophyta; Pinopsida; Cupressales; Cupressaceae. Gene Ontology annotation, cellular component: mitochondrion; cytoplasm. Gene Ontology annotation, molecular function: L-malate dehydrogenase (NAD+) activity. Gene Ontology annotation, biological process: malate metabolic process; tricarboxylic acid cycle.